AUGCAUAUACUCGUUGUCAACGACGAUGGCCCUCCGUCGAAUCAGUCGUCACCAUACGUCCAUUCACUGAUCGACACCCUCCAAAAGGCCGGCCACACCGUAUCGGUGGUCCUGCCCCAUGUGCAGAGGUCGUGGAUCGGCAAGGCGCACAUCGUCGGCCAGACCUUGACCCCGACGUAUUUCCGCCCGGGAACUCUCCACGAGGACGACGGCGUCACUUCCGAUCGGCCGUUCGACGACGGGGGCGAGGAGUGGGUCCUGAUGGACGGCACCCCGGCGAGCUGCGUGCAGAUCGGCCUCCACCACUUCUUCAAGGAGCGAGGUCCCGUCGACCUCGUGGUCAGCGGGCCCAACUACGGCCGCAACACCACCGCCGUCUUCGCCCUGUCCAGCGGGACGAUAGGCGGGGCGAUGGAGGGCGCCAUGAGCGGGGCGAGGAGCGUCGCCCUGUCCUACGCCUUUGACUCGAGGGAGCACGACCCGGACGUCAUCCGCGCGGCGUCGGAACUGAGCACGCGAUUGAUGGAGAAGCUGGUCGGCGAGUGGCCCGACGACGUGCACCUCUACAGCAUCAACGUCCCCCUCCGGGAGGACGUCGGACGGAACAAGAUCGUGUACACCGAGAUGCUGCAGAACCGGUGGCUCACGGGCAGCUCCUUUGAGGAGUUGCCCCCGGAGGAGGACGACCACGACCCCAACGCCGACGAACAAUUCAUCCGGGAGGGGGGAGAGGGCCACGCGGAAGCGCUGCCCCCCCGAAGAUUGCACCGCAGGUUCAAAUGGGCGCCCAAUUUCCAGGACGUGCGGAAAGCCGUGUCCGACGCCCAAAAGGGAGACGGAUGGGAGGUGUUGCAGGGGAACAUAACCGUCACGCCGCUGGUGGCCAACUUCUGGCACUUGCCUCACUACACAGGGGAAAUUAAGCUGUGA
This is a messenger RNA of Exophiala oligosperma, 930 nucleotides long. Its product is annotated as 5'/3'-nucleotidase SurE. Lineage: Eukaryota; Fungi; Ascomycota; Eurotiomycetes; Chaetothyriales; Herpotrichiellaceae. Gene Ontology annotation, cellular component: P-body. The coding region runs from base 1 to 930 and encodes 309 amino acids. Gene Ontology annotation, molecular function: hydrolase activity. The record is from RefSeq and is a predicted model, not a curated record. The transcript is spliced from 2 exons.